AUGUCUGAUUCGGAUGCCAAAUCAGAUAAUCAGAAAGAAGAGAAUGAAUCUGAUGGUGUAGAUAACGCCUCUGAUGGGGAUAAAGGUGUUACAAAACCCGAAGAUGACACCACCGCGUUUGUUGACACCAAUGAAAUUAAAUCUCUGGGCAUGCCUACUCAUCAUCCGCCGAAAACUUGGGACUCCCAAUUGCUGUUCAAUUAUUUCGACACGAGGGAAGGUAAACCUUCACUUGGAAAGCACACAUAA
This is a messenger RNA of Lactuca virosa, 249 nucleotides long. NCBI's taxonomy places the organism in Eukaryota, Viridiplantae, Streptophyta, Magnoliopsida, Asterales, Asteraceae. The record is from the annotation of a GenBank genome assembly.